GGUAGCUCCGUAAAAUCCUUUUUCAGACGCAGCUAUCCGGCCUUGUGAGAUUUUGUCCCUCCGAUCUUAUAGGACUAUCAACCUACAAGUCAUAAAAAAAACCAAAAACCCCCUACGAAGUAGAAACCCACCGGCGUUUAGACCAGCUGGCUUAUACUGGGCACAAGGAAGAAUCUAGGAGGUGCCUCAAGAUGAAUCUGGGCACGAAAACAUUAAUAUGUUUCGCUUAUCUGCUUACCCGGUAAAUAUUGGUUCUGUAUAAUGAAAUGUUACCUCAGCUAAUAAAACGAUGGUGGUGAUAACGUUAAAAACACGACUCAAGUGCCGUGAAGAUCCCUGUCCCACCUACCAGAUCAAGGGAUUCUGCGUCACAUACAUUGUUCAUGCAUUGUUCAUGCGUUUAUACCCUCGUACGAUUGUUAUUAGCCACUUCCUGUGCUUCGGGUGCCUUUCAUACCUGGGACCUGGGCACCGCGUUGCACCGAGCUACGUGAGGGAUACGUACAUAUAUAUAUAUUGUGGUUUCUGCCAAGCAACACUUACAUAUGUAUUGUGGUCUCUGCCAAGCAAUACUUACGCAAUUUGUGUCGUUACCCUUGCCCGUGAUAUCUCGUCUAUGCGAACUGUUUCCAAGAUAUCGACACACAGAAAGGGGAAGGUCGGCGGUUGGGCCAAUGAGCAUCUCGCAAUCAUGUCCUCCUAUCGACUCCUUCACGCACAUGCAGCACGAGAUAUAAACAUGGAAUAGCCUGUAUCUCGGAUAUCAACUGAGCUGGUCGUUAGGCAGUUGAUUUG
Molecule: messenger RNA, 795 nt
Organism: Daldinia decipiens
Lineage: Eukaryota; Fungi; Ascomycota; Sordariomycetes; Xylariales; Hypoxylaceae
Exons: 3
Coding region: 290-748 (152 amino acids)
Source: RefSeq, a predicted model, not a curated record